This is a messenger RNA of Linderina pennispora, 1990 nucleotides long. RefSeq lists its product as uncharacterized. NCBI's taxonomy places the organism in Eukaryota, Fungi, Kickxellomycota, Kickxellomycetes, Kickxellales, Kickxellaceae. The record is from RefSeq and is a predicted model, not a curated record. The transcript has a single exon. The coding region runs from base 359 to 1963 and encodes 534 amino acids.
GAAAGACUAAAGAGGGCUCAGGAGAUGGAUCGACAGAGGCGGGGAGGGAGGCGUACGGUUAUUGUUGGCGAGCAGAGGCAAAGAAAUCUAAGGAUGCUCUGCGACUACAUCGCAAGUCUCGCGCUGUCAGACGGUAACAAUACGGAAUCGCCGAGCUGAGGUCUGACUUGGAAGGGAUGCAUGGGGCAAUUAUUUUCCGCGCAAGCUAAUCGUGGACGGGGUGCCACCUGGCCAAUGUACAUUUCGCUCACAUGUAUAAAACCGCGGCCAUCCUGGCGCUGACAUGGCUUACUAUCGACAUAUUCCAAAUAGUAGUUCAUUUCCAUCAGACUGCCAUUACUUUUUUAUAUUUCCGACCAUGUCGUCCAAGGUGUCUUCCAUAUCCGAGUUGAAAAUACAUGCGGUAGACUCUACAGAUUCUCUAGUCAUCAACUCGCUUCCAGACUCUGACUCUGGUGUGAUACCCUCGGUUGGAACAUCAAAAUAUAAGCCUGGCCGCACCAAGCUCCACGCCUAUAACAAGAAACAGCGCUCUAUUGCGAAAUUGCGGAUGCGUACAGCGAGAACCAAAGCGUUUUUCUACGAGCAAGAACAGAAGCUGAAAUGCCGGAUGAGUCAAGUCGAGGCCCAGGAACGAGCCUUGCGCACCAAGACAAAUGACCUUGUUGUCAAGCUCGCCAAAGCAGAUAGUCUAAAGACCGAGUACGACGAGCAUGCAAAACGGCUUGAGCGCAACAGAGAUACAAUGGCCGACCUAGUCCAUCGCACCGACGAGCUAGUCCAGGUACACAAGACGGUUAAGGCUCAUGUGGUGAGUCGCAUCAACGAGCUCACAAACACGUACAAGGUCAUUGAGGACACCGACAUUGAGGCCAGCAGUGUCAAUACCACCCGCUCCAGCUUACCUAAAUCUGCAAUUUCCUUAGCAAGGACAGCAGAUAAGCUCAACAUCCACCCGACCGUCACCAGGAUUAUAGCCGGGCUGAAGGACGUGAAGAUUUUCAGCUACCCCGAAUACGCCGAGCUCCAGAAAAGGCUGGAAGAUAGCGAGUCUCGUCUUUCUGUGCUCGUAACCGAGAAUGCCCGUCUCAGCCGCAUCAUCGUCGCCCUCGAGAUCCCCAACGAGGAUGCGUUCCAAAAGCUCGAGGCUGAAUGCAGCAUGGUGCUGGACCUGCAAAAGAAGGAGCACGAAGAGGAGAUGGAGCAGCUCAAGAGGGAAUGCGAUCAAAAAGUCGAGGAUUUCUGUGUUCUGGCCAGAGACGCCAAGGCAGCUGCGUUUGAUAGAUACAGGUACCACAUCCGCAUCCUUGAAGAUAACGUGCGGGAUUUGAGCAAGAGACGCGAAGAGAAGGCUGACAAUGGUCCUGUAGCUCCCCGGCGGGUGAUGGCUGUUCAGUCUGGCCAGGCUGCUCUGACUGUCCGGACUGUUCCAUCUACUCCAUCCACUCCAUCUGCUCCAUCUGCUCCACCUGCUCCACCUGCUUUGGCGACUACGGGUCGCCAAGCUACACCACCUGUUCAAGCUACUGCGUGUGCACAGGCGUUUCCAAAGGUGCAGACGUCAUCAGGCCAGUCACCCCCCAAGGCAGUGCAAACUGUGUCUCAGCCUCGUCAGGCUGUGCGUAAACUAUCUGCCUGGGCAAAUUCAGCUGCUCCUCAUGUGAAGACCAUGCGGCUAGCUCGAUCCAGACCAUCUGCGCAGCCUGAUCACGCUGCUCAGCAGAGUAAGGAUCAGUUUGGAAGAACAUCUAUGCAUGCAAAAGUUACUGGCUACGACGAGGAGUUCGACGCAUAUGAAGUGAAGAUGCUAUUGGCAGAGUCUGCUGAUUCUAUGAACAAGUGCCCGCCCCCUCAUGAGUCCAUGUACUAUGACGAGACUGGGGAGCUUUUUACUCGUCCUGACUGGAAGCGUGCUACCAAGUUGUACUUUAGAAGGCUCGUCGGCAGGUUCUUGUCCUGCUAAAGUUUGAAAAAUAUAGCUACUCAUGCC